This is a messenger RNA of Notolabrus celidotus (New Zealand spotty), 9484 nucleotides long. RefSeq names its product low-density lipoprotein receptor-related protein 2-like. The coding region runs from base 75 to 9413 and encodes 3112 amino acids. Lineage: Eukaryota; Metazoa; Chordata; Actinopteri; Labriformes; Labridae. The record is from RefSeq and is a predicted model, not a curated record. Gene Ontology annotation, molecular function: protein binding; calcium ion binding. The transcript has 49 exons.
CCUGCAGCGGUGGAAACUGAUUAAAGCGCUUCCUCUCAGGUGACGCCGUUUCUCCAGAUGAGCCGAGGGCCGACAUGGACCUACGCCUGUUCAGUUUUUGGGUUUUGCUGACAAGCCUGACCCUUUCCCAAGAUCAGGUUUUGGGAUGCAAUCAAGGCCAGUGGCAGUGUGAUGAUGGGAACUGUAUCCCUGAUGUGUGGAGAUGUGACGGAGGAGGAGACUGUCUGGAUGGAUCGGAUGAGAUGGAUUGCACUGGCUCUCCUGAAUGUCCGACUGGUCAGUUUUCCUGUAUGGAUUCUGUUGGCUGUGUUGAUUUGUCGGCCCGCUGUGAUGGACAAAUUCAGUGUCCCACCGGCUCUGAUGAGGAGAACUGUAAAGCUCUUGAGGGCUGCUUGGAGUCUGACUGGACCUGUCGAAACAACAUCUGUAUUCCUAAGGAGCUGCGCUGCAACGGAGUGAAUGACUGCAUGGACAACUCUGACGAAGAGGACUGUGGUCUGUGUGGUGAGGACAGUGUUCGAUGUCCAGAGGGGACAUGCCUGUCUGCUGAACAGAGGUGUGAUGGGACAGUCCAGUGCUCAGAUGGAAGCGAUGAGCCAAUCACAUGUGGUCGUAUUUGCUCUAAGAACAACGGUGGCUGCAGUCAUGUGUGUGUGGAUGAAGCUUGGGGAGCACUGUGUGCCUGUCCUGAUGGAUACAAGCUCUCUACUAACGGAGCAGUCUGUGAAGAUCUGGAUGAAUGUGCUCAACCGUUUGCUCCCUGUAGUCAUCACUGCACUAAUACCAUUGGCUCCUACUAUUGCCACUGCAGAGAAGGCUUCAUACUAAAUGGGAACUCCACAUGUGUAGCUACAGGUAACGCUGUCAGAUUGCUAACAGUACAGAGGAAAUCUAUCGGGCUGCUGAAUGUGGCAUCUCAAAAGUUUGAAGUUAUCCAGACUCUAGUGCUUGACCCAGUGGCCUUAACUUUUGAUGUUGCCCGAGGCUGGUACUACUGGGCUGACAACCAAGGCAACAUUUAUAAAAGUGAUGGAAAGAAAAAAUGGACAAUCAAUACUGGGGAGCCUGGAAUCAAGGGUCUUGCUUGUGAUUGGCUGAAUGGAAACCUGUUCUGGACCAAUCAGAAGACGGAGACGAUCUACAUGCAGGCAGCUGAUGGGAAAAGUUAUACUACUGUGCUGAGCAAAAACAUCAUGCCAUCAGAGUUGGUGCUUAUGCCUGUGGAGAGCUUGAUGUUCUGGAUCAAUGGCGGCCCCGGGGACAGAGUGACUAUAGAGAAGUCGUGGAUGGAUGGGUCAGAAAGAAGCUCUCUAACUGUACUCACUGCUCAGUCUGCCCACGGCCUCACUGCUGACGUGGCUGCCAGGAGGCUUUACUGGAUCAGUGACUUUAAGAAGUCAAUAGAGACGGUGAAAUUGGAUGGAACUGGCCGUUACUCCGUCACAGGACUUUUCAACAGGAGGCCGGCUCUCAGCCUGGCUGCUUUUGAAAGUGCGUUCUACAUGGUGGAUGAGAAAGGACUGUGGAAAUCUCCACAGAACAAGCCAAACCAGAAGAUAUUUAUCUGGAAAGCAGCACUGCCAAUGUUAUCUGUUUACCAUCAGCAACAGCAGCCCCAGGGUUCAUCUGCAUGUACCAAGACUCAAUGCCAGCUCUGCCAGCUGACUAAAAGCAGCCCUGUUGGAUUCAUCUGCUCUUGUCCAAACUCUAAAGUACUCCUGCUAGAUGGGACAUGUGAAUAUCCAAGGUUUCUAUAUGCUACCAUUAAUGCCAUUUACACGUUGGAGUUCAGAGGCAGAGAAUCCACUAAAACCCAGCUUUUUACCACUGAUGAUGGCAUUCUGUCAUUUGAUGUGGACUGGUACAGAGACUGGCUGUACUGGGCCAACAAAACUGGUCAUAUUCAACGCACCAGUCUAACCCAGGCCAAGACUGAGGGGGUCCCAACACCUUUGCCAGCUUGUCUUAUAAAAGUAGACCAGAGGAGAGGGAACCUUUAUUGGGUGUCAUGUGACCAAAAAAGCAUUGGCACCACAACAGCCAACAGUCGAUACCCACAGCAGCUCUACCAAACAACCAAAGAGAUCCGGGACCUGUAUCUGGACUGGCUGAGGGGAGGCCUUCUGUGGCUUGAGGAUGAUGAAAUCCUCUCCAUGAGCAUGAUGGGGGGCAAAGCCAAAGAGCUGCUGCACCUAGCAGCAGGAGAAGUCAAGGGGAAUGUCGCCUUCGACCUCAGGGCUAAUACUUUGCUCUGGAACUCAAAAAGAGCAGGUUUGACAGCAAUGAGCCUGCUGCAAGAAAGAAGCCACCAAGCAGGCAGAAGGUGGAACAUAUCAGGCUCAGUAAUAGCUGCCUUCGAGCCCUUUUUGUUGUCCAAUUCGGAUGAUGUCAUCAAUCUCUGGGACCGGCGUGAUGGGAGGCCCAUUCAGGACAUGACUGUCGAAGGUCGCGUGUUUGGUGUAAUCCCUGCACUGAAGGGAAUCAAAACAGUGCCAAAUACUCCAGUCUGCAGUGAACCCUCUGUGCUGUGCCGACAUACGUCAAUCUGUCUUGCACAAACCAAGCUGUGUGAUGGGCAGAGAGACUGCCCUGAAGGAGAUGAUGAAGACCUUUGUGUGACUUCUUGUCCAUCUAAAGAUGAUUUCAAGUGCAAGGACCAGAGGAGUUGUAUCUCCACGAAUCUUGUUUGUGAUGGCCGUUCUCAUUGUCGCGAUGGCUCAGAUGAGGUUGACUGUCCUGCUGUAGCUUCACCUGUAGCUCGAGCAAACGUCCUGAAAUGUCGGACAGGGUCAGUGCCAUGUAAAGACGGCACAGAGUGUGUUUUAUACAGCCACGUGUGCGAUGGAGAAAAGGACUGUGGUGAUGGAUCAGAUGAACAAGGAUGUGAUGCCAAAGACCAGACCACUUCCCCAACAAACAAAAGGCCUCCUGCCACUAAACCUCCCGCUCCAGCUGUACCAGCCUGCAGCAGCCCUUCAGUGCUCUGUCCCCGCUCUUCAGUUCGCAUCUGCAUUUCUCCAAGCCAGUUUUGUGAUGGACGUAAAGACUGCCCCGAUGGCUCUGAUGAACAGACCUGUGUGAAAAGAUGUCCCUCAAAGAAUGACUUCCGCUGCAAAGACCGCCGGAGCUGCAUAUCCAAGAGCCUGGUCUGUGACGGUCGGUCUCAUUGUAAUGAUGGCUCAGAUGAGGUUAACUGUCAGAAUCAAGCUCCUCCUGCAGCCCCAGCAAAUGCUCUGAAGUGUCGCAUGGGCUCCAGACUGUGCAGAGAUGGAACAGAAUGUGUUCUCUUCAGUCACGUUUGUGAUGGAGAGAGGGACUGUAGAGACGGAUCAGAUGAAGAUGGAUGUGAUGCUGCAGAGGUUGCUCCUGCUCCUGCCUCAGAAAAUCUGCCUUUGAAUAGAUCACCUAUACCUGUUCAACCCUCCAUUGAGCCUCCCACCCAGCCGCCCUGCACUAACCCUUCAGUUCGAUGUCCAGGAUCUGAUUUAUGCAUCAAACCAUCGCAAUUCUGUGAUGAAAAAAGAGACUGCCCUGAUGGAUCUGAUGAGAACUGUUUGAAAAAAUGCCAAUACAGGACUGAUUUUCUCUGCAAAGAUCGUCGCAGCUGCGUCUCAAAGAAAUUGAUGUGUGAUGGCCGCUCUCAUUGCAAUGAUGGCUCAGAUGAGGUCAAUUGUCCUAGCAUAGCUGCUCCUGCUGCUCGUGCAAAUAACCUGAAGUGUCGCAUGGGCUCAAAGUCAUGUAAUGACGGCACAGAAUGUGUUCUCUUCAGCCAUGUGUGUGAUGGAGAGAGGGACUGUCGUGAUGGAUCAGAUGAACAAGGAUGCGACACAGCACCUGCAAAUGUUGCAGAAAAUGUCAAUUCAAAUGAGUCUCCUGCACUCCUUGAGCUUGUCACUGAGAUUCCCACCCAGCCACCCUGUGCCAGCCCUUCAUAUCUGUGUCCUGGUUCUUCUCUGUGCAUCAAGCCAACACAAUUUUGUGAUGGAAAAAGAGACUGCCCUGAUGGAUCUGAUGAGAACUGUUUAAAAAAAUGCCAAUACAGAACUGAUUUUCUCUGCAAAGAUCGUCGCAGCUGCAUCCCCAAGAAUCUGGUUUGUGAUGGUCGGUCUCAUUGUAAUGAUGGCUCAGAUGAGAUUAACUGUCCAGGUGUUGCUGCUCCUGUCGCUCGGGCAAAUGGCUUGAAGUGUCGCAUGGGCUCAAAGUCAUGUAAUGACGGCACAGAAUGUGUUCUCUUCAGCCAUGUGUGUGAUGGAGAGAGGGACUGUCGUGAUGGAUCAGAUGAACAAGGAUGCGAUAAUGAAGACUCUGGCACUACCGGUCCUGCAGAGAAUCUUCCGUCAAAUGAGUCUCCUGCUGCUGUCCAAUCCUUUACUGAGCCCCCCACCCAGCCACCCUGUAGCAGCCCUUCAGUUUGGUGUCCAGGUUCCUCUAUAUGUAUAAACCCAACACAGUUUUGUGAUGGAAAAAGAGACUGCCCUGAUGGAUCUGAUGAGAAGUGUGUCAAGAGAUGCCCAAACAAAGCUGACUUCCGCUGCAAAGACCGUCGAAGCUGCGUCUCCAGGAGACUAGUCUGUGACGGCCGGUCUCAUUGUCAUGAUGGCUCAGAUGAGUUGGAUUGUCCAAGUGUAGCUGUUCCUGCAGCUCAGGCAAAUGCUCUGAAGUGUCGCAUGGGCUCCAGACUGUGCAAAGAUGGAACAGAAUGUGUUCUCUUCAGUCACAUUUGUGAUGGAGAGAGGGACUGUCGUGAUGGAUCAGAUGAAGACGGAUGUGUUGUUUUAAAGACUACCCCGGCCACCGCCUCUGAAGAUCUGGGCUCAAAUGAAUCGCCUGUCCAACCUUCCAUUGAGCCUCCCAAUCCGCCACCCUGCAUGAGCCCUUCAGUUCUCUGUGCAUCAUCAUUUUUAUGCAUCAAACCUUCACAGUUUUGUGAUGGAAAAAGAGACUGCCCUGAUGGAUCUGAUGAGAACUGUCUGAAAAAAUGCCAAUACAGGAGUGAUUUUCUCUGCAAGGACCGUCUGAGCUGCGUCUCAAAGAAACAAGUUUGUGAUGGGCGCUCUCACUGCAAGGACGGCUCAGAUGAGCUUAACUGUCAGGGUGCAGCUCCUCCUCCAGCUGCUCGCGGAAACGGCUUAAAGUGUCGCAUGGGCUCAAAGCCAUGUUACGACGGCACAGAGUGUGUUUUAUACAGCCACGUGUGUGAUGGAGAGAGAGACUGCAAGGAUGGAUCCGAUGAACAAGGAUGCCAAGAAACCUGCAAACAAGGUGAGUUUCAGUGCUCCCACGGCAAGAUGUGCAUCCCUGUGGCUCAGGUGUGUGAUGGGAGGUCGCAGUGUCGGGACCAGUCCGAUGAACUGGACUGCAGAGAACAAACCAAGAGCUGCGAGUUUCGCUGUGCAGACGGCAGCCGCUGCAUCCCAAAUAAAUUCCUGUGUGAUGGAGAGAGAGACUGCCCGGAUGGUACUGAUGAGGUCGGUUGUGAGCCUGUCAGUGAUGCUGCUACAACAGAGUCUCCUGCUCUCACAUUUGCAUCAACAUGCAUCACUCCAUCAGUUAUCUGUCCCGGAUCAUCACUUUGUAUCUCUCAAAAUCAGCUGUGUGACGGAAAAAGAGACUGUUCUGAUGGAUACGAUGAAAACAAUUGUAUUGUCCAGUGCAAAAAUCCUGAUGACUUCUUGUGCAGCGACAGGAGGGCAUGUGUCCCAAGGAAGGAACUGUGUGACGGUCGUUCCCACUGUCCUGAUGGUUCAGAUGAGAGGUGGUGUCAAUCAGUAGAUCAUGCAGCUCCCUCCUCCAGUGUGCUCAGUGCCAGAUCAGGCCCACUUAAGUGCCGCAGGGACUCCAAGCCUUGUAAAGACGGCCUGGAGUGUGUUCUGUACAGCCAUGUGUGUGAUGGAGAGAGGGACUGCAAGGAUGGAUCAGAUGAGGAGGGAUGUGCAGCUUUGUGCAAAACAGAUGAGUUUAAGUGUGCUCAUGGAAAUAGAUGCAUCCCAUCGGAGCAGGUUUGUGAUGGACGGAACAACUGUCAGGACCGGUCUGAUGAAUUGGACUGUUCAAGUCUGAUCGAGGGCUGCCAUCACCGCUGUGAUAACAACACCCGCUGUAUACCAGACACCUUCCUUUGUGAUGGAGAGAGAGACUGUGCUGAUGGGUCAGAUGAAGAAAAGUGCGCUUUGGUUGCCUGUGCGAUUAACCAGUUUCGCUGUACUAGCGGUCAGUGUGUGUCUGAGGCUUUGAGAUGUGAUGGUUAUGCUGACUGCAGUGACCGCUCUGAUGAGAUUGAUUGCAAGAGACCCCCGCGCUGCCCAGUGCAGCUGCGAUGCCCAAACAGCCAUGAGUGCUUACAGAAAGAAUGGCUUUGUGAUGGGGAGAAUGACUGCAAAGAUGGGUCAGAUGAGAAGAAGUGUGUGGCAGAACCAGCUAAGUGCAGGGAAUACCAGUGGCAGUGUGGAGAUGGCAGUCAGUGCAUCCCUCAGUCCUGGAGGUGUGACGGGAAGGUGGACUGUCAUAACGGCAAGGAUGAGGACAAAUGCAGCCUGAGGAAAUGCCCCCCUCACCUCUACCAGUGUGGCAGUGGUGAGUGUUUGGACCCCCGCCUGGUGUGCAACAGCCUCACUAACUGUGCUGACAGUUCAGAUGAGGGCCUUGGAUGUGCCAAACACAACUGCUCCAGCUUAUCUGCUCCUCAGUGUGACCACCACUGUGUCAGCACUCCAAAUGGACCGAGGUGUUUCUGUGCUGCAGGUUUUGUACCACACUCCAGUGCUGGGUCAUGUGUGGACAUUGAUGAAUGCAAUCUAACGCCAUACGUAUGCAAACACACCUGCCUGAACACCCGUGGGUCUUACAUCUGUCACUGCCACUCAGGCUUCUACCUGGAGCCUGACAACAAAAGCUGCAAGACAAAAGAUGAGCCUCUGCUCCUGGCUUCAGUGCAUUCAGAGCUGUUGCUGCUGGGAGUCCACAGCAGCACCUUGCGUCUUCUGUCCUCUGUCAGUCGGCCAGUCUUCUCACUGGAUUAUCACUGGGCUCAACAUAGGGUUUACUGGCUGAGUCCAGACUUCCAGAGCAUCCGCUGGGCUGACAUGUCAAAUACAAACAAAAAAGGGACACUUAUCAAAGGAGUGAAGUCAGAUUUCAUCGCGGUGGACUGGGUUGGUAGAAACCUGUACUGGGUGGAUGGGCUUGUAGGCCAGAUUCUGGCAGUGAAGCUUGGUGAUGUCACUGUGAGAUCUCAGGACUUUACUGUGGUCCUGGGUGAAGAUCUGGAGCAACCAAGCUCACUGGUCCUGCUGCCACACAAAGGGUUGAUGCUUUGGUCUGAGAUCGGCAGCACACCUCAGAUCGAGCAGUCUGGGAUGGACGGUUCAAAAAGGAAGGUGGUUAUAAGCCGGGGCUUGAUCUGGCCAGUCAGUUUGGCUUUUGACCUCCUGGACAACAGGGUGUACUGGGCCGAUGAGAAGAUGCGCUGCAUUGGCUCGGCUUCUCUGGAUGGAGAAAAUGUCAAGAUCCUCCAGUUAGCUGAAACACCAAGCCCUUUCUCUGUGACCGUCUUCAAUGACAGAGUUUUCUGGUCUGACACUAAAAGAAGGACCAUCCGAUCAGCUGACAAGACCACAGGCAAAGAUCAGAAGGUUCUCCUGAAAAGACCAGGGCAGCCAUUCGGACUGAAAGUGAUGCAUGUCCUGUCCCAACCAGCCAUACCCAACCCAUGUGAGCAGCUGCAUUGCUCCCACCUCUGCCUUCUGGCCCCACAGAGAGGCAAGUCUUCAGCAUCAGGAAUUCCAGCAGGAAGGGGGCCUAUGGCAGUUUGUCGCUGCCCUAAGGGGCUGCUACUUUCCAAAGACAAGAUAACCUGCCAACUGCCCAUGGACUCAACUUUCAUUCUUCUUUUGUCUCAAACAACUGUCCAUCAGAUUCACUUGCGCUCCAUGCAUCGCGAUGGCGUUGCUUUGAAAAAAAUGCCCAAUGGUCGAGAUCUAGCCCUGUCAGGGAUACAUGAGGCCUCAGCACUGGACGUGUCCAUCCAGGAGCUUUCUCUUUAUGUGGCUGACGCAGGCCAGGGAUCUGUUGAUGUGCUGAAACUAAGCAGCUCAAGGUCAAGACAGGAGCUGACAUCCUCUGGGCGAAUCCUCAAGCUGAAGGAUGAUUCAGUCACAACUCUGGCAGUUGACUGGGUGACCUCCAACCUUUAUUGGAGCAGCAUACAGAGACCAAACCUCCAUGUGACCUCCCGUCAUGAUGGCUACACCACCUCCCUGCUGCAGGGAUCACUACAGGGAACCACAUCUAUUGCACUGCAUCCCCCAUCAGGAAGACUGUGCUACACAGCAAUAGCUUUGGCAGGCGGUAAGAACCCGGCGGAGGUGAACUGUGCCUGGAUGGAUGGCCGUAGCAAAGCAUUGCUAUGGAGGAAGUCUAGUAUCCCCACAUCUCUGGUCUUUUCUAAUCAAGGAACAAUGAUCUACUGGGCUGAUUCGGGUGAAGGAGUAAUCAGCUCAAUUGGAGUGGAUGGAUCAGGAUAUAAACAGUACAAAACAGGGCCAGGUCUUCUCAUGUCUUUGACAUAUGUAGAGAAUGUCCUCCUCUGGGUCACCCUGGACAAAGAUGUAACCAGACUGUGGUUCAGUGAUGGUCUUCAGCCUAACCAACUGUGGUUUGAGACAAAGACGAGCUUUAUGGAGAUCAGAGGCUACAGCAACGACAGUCAGUCUGGCAGUAACGGCUGCUCCGACAACAACGGCGGAUGUGAUCACUUGUGCCUGGCCUAUCCUGGGGGUCGGACAUGUAAAUGUGGGCGGGGCUACUCCGCUGCCAAUGCCACUUCCUGUGCACCGCUCUUGGACUGCCCCGCUGGUCAAGAGCCCUGCUUUGACGGCAGCAAGUGUGUCAGCAGCGGCAAGUUCUGUGACGGACAGUUGGACUGUUCUGACGAGUCGGAUGAACAGGAGUGUCCAAACCCAAAUUCAGCCUCUUUCCGCCCUCGCCAGUCAGCCACCUCCUCCAACUCAAAUGCACAAAAGAACUCUGUGCUUUCAGUUUUCAAAGACUCUGCGUCCUGUGAUGUCCAGCGCUGCAACGGUCACGGCAGCUGUGUCACAGAGGGCAAAGUCUCUCGCUGCCAGUGUGAGUCUGGUUACAAGGGAGAGUUCUGUCAGGACACAGGGACUGGACCAAGCAAAGUGGGUGUGGCUCUAGGUGUCUUCUCCCUCAUCGCUGCACUGAUGGCUGCUGGCUUUUAUUAUGCUAAGAGGAGAGGCUGGGUUUCAAUCGGAGGCAGAUCCAUGGAAAAAGAAACUCUGAUGGCUAACAUGGGCCUGCCCUGUGAACACUACGACUCAGACUCUGAGGAGCUGGACUCCCCGGUUGAUGUGAAGAAUCCUCCACUAGCUUUAAAGUCACUGCAGCUGAGGUAGAAGUUCUGUACACUGCUGCUGAAUCAAACAUGCUGAUCAAAUUCUUUUUAAAAUAAAAGUCGGAAACAUAA